Messenger RNA from Aedes aegypti (yellow fever mosquito), 4948 nucleotides. RefSeq names its product protein phosphatase 1 regulatory subunit 3A (gene Gbs-70E). Bases 1246 to 2748 code for a protein of 500 amino acids. Gene Ontology annotation, cellular component: protein phosphatase type 1 complex. Gene Ontology annotation, molecular function: protein phosphatase 1 binding; glycogen binding. The record is from RefSeq and is a predicted model, not a curated record. The transcript has 5 exons. Gene Ontology annotation, biological process: regulation of glycogen biosynthetic process. NCBI's taxonomy places the organism in Eukaryota, Metazoa, Arthropoda, Insecta, Diptera, Culicidae.
GCAUUUGUAUGCAUCGACCGGCGACGGUUCGACCGAGUGGCGUUUGAAUUUAUUACUGGCUGUCGAGGAGCUGGUCGCAUUCAGUCUUCGAUAAACAGUCGAAGCGUAUGGACGUACUCAUACUCAACCUGUCCAACUGAAAGCAAAGAAGGUUCCUCUACUGCUUAAGCCUAGUAUCACAAUCAUCACAAAUUAGGGUACCUUAAGCGUUUUUAUUCGUAAGCAGAGGCAGCGUGGAUAGUAUCUGAGGAGUAUAGUCAAUUGUCUUCAAAUUGGGUCCAAUCAGCGCGCGGAGGAAGAAUAUCAGUUUCACGGCAACUCCGCGGACCAUUGUCGCAGCAUCCCAUCAGUUCGUUCGUUCGUCGGUUGAUUCGUUUAUCGGCAAUCAUCGCACAAUAUCAGACGUGUUAUCAACAAGUGAGAGAGAGUGUGGAAAAGAGAAUAUCUCACGAUAAGGGACACAAUCCAGCAAAGUGUACAAGAAGAAUAAUGCUAAUUGGUUAGCUUCGGCGAGAAGGGAAGAGAUUCGGAGAGUGAAGUGAAAUUACGUCUUUUGUUGAAAAGAAUACCUUCAGAAGCCCAAAUUGUGAUGGCAGUCGUCGUGCACAAAUGUCGUUUUUAAAGUGUAGUGAUUAAGCUGUGAAAAUCAAUUUUAAGAGUCUGUAACUUUGUCUAAGGAUUGCAUGUAAACGUGGAAGAUCAAGUAGCCUAGUGCUGUAAUUUGGUGAAAGCCUAAGUGGUGUACUGUUUCUGAUGUCUAGAAAAAAUCCAAGCAAACGGGAAACAUUCUACACAACCCGCAAGCCGAGUUAGCUGGCGGUCUUUUGUGCAAAGAAUCGCUCCGAAUUUGAUUACUAGUGUGGAAAGCCGGUGUUUGAACUUUCUAAAAAUACUCGGUUCAAGUCGAAUAGCGGGAAAAGCAAAAAAUCUGCACGCGUCUAUCCUAGGAGAAGUGGACGCCGCAACUUGAAAUUGGUAGUCUGGUUGAUACUGCAAGGGUCAGGCAGCAAAAAUAAUUGAUCCACAACUAACGUCAUUCGCUAGGCGAAAAUUAACGAUCGUGCUACCAAUCCGUGGACAACUUCUACGGUUCCGCUCGACCCGUUCGGCAUUUUUCUGCAUCAUUCAAAACCAAAGUAGGCGUUGCUCUGUGGUGCCUGAAAGGAAUUCCAGUAGGAUUUGAGUGACCAUUCCCCGCUUGCCCAUUAGUAGUGACACGCGGGCGCCUCGUGUGCCGCUUGGUGAAUGCCAGCCUACGCCGAGAUGCUGGUAUCGCAAAGCCCACCGAUCUACAAUCACUCACUCGUGGAUUACAUUUCGAGUCAAACCGGCGACGGGACCCGCUUCGGCUGCAGUCCCACGACCCGUAGCUUCUGUCGGCCCGCGUCCCUGCAGCUCAGUCCGUCGCCACUGCGCCGCCAGGUGACCCCACCGAGCCCGAUCUGUCCGAAGAUGCCGGCGUCACCGAGACGAUCGUGUCUGGUGGUACGCCCGGAGGACCUCACCCCGGAGGAGGAACGUACGAUCGAUCUGCACCACAGCUCGCUGGACCCCACGCACGACAAGCAUCGGAACAAGAAGAAGGUGGUCUUCGCGGACGAUCAGGGUGGCCAGUUGACGCAGGUUCGGGUCAUGAAGGAACCCUCGUACAUGCCGCCGAUCUGGAGCUUGCAGUUCCUGGCGCACGUCACCCAGGGCAUGAUCAGUCCGGUGCCGCAGGAACAGUGGGUGGUGGACUUCAGGCAGCCGGCCAGCGCCUACCUGGAGUUCCGCCAGAAGGUCGAGGACAAGAACGUCUCGCUGGAGAACGUGAUCAUCAAGGAGACGGAGCACCUGAUCGUCGGCACGGUCAAGGUGAAAAACAUCAGCUACAACAAGGAGGUCAUCGUCCGGUCGACCUGCGACGGCUGGAAAACGCACGAGGACACCUACUGCACGUACACUGUGGUUGGUAGCGGUUUGGCAUCGGCCUACACGAUGCACGACACCUUCUCCUUCAAGCUCACUCUUCCCCCUAAGUCCAGACGGAUUGAGUUCUGCGUUUGCUACAAAUGUGAUGCCGGCGAGUUCUGGGACAACAAUGAUGGUCGCAACUACUCCCUCACCAACCGCGUCAUGCCUCGGCAGGAGUCUAGCAUAUUCUUCCCCUCGCAUCCCUAUAAUAGUAGUAGUAACCGUAACAAUAGCAACAGUACCUCCCCCAAUAGUACAAACUCGACCACCAGUCCCAGCACCACCACAGUCAAUGGACAAUGUUCCAGCUUAAGUGCCUAUAGUUCUCAGUAUGUGGACCCAACGGUCGAUCUGGACACGUGGCGUCACAUGCACCCGGAGGCCCACGAUGGCCCUUACUGCAUGGACAUCGAUAAAGAAGCACAGAACGAUGAGCAUAGCGUGGUGGUGACGUCCGCAUUCACAGCGCCACAGACCCAGCUGACGGUCACUGUUGCGCCAGCGAUGCACAGCACCUUCAACCAAGUGCCGUCCCCGGUGGGCACUCCCUCCAAAGCGACCCUGGCCCGGCCCGAACCGGUCAAAAUGCCUUCCCCGGUGACCUCUCCGUUGCCAGUCCGACGCAUCUCAUGCGGAGAUCAGUUCGUCAGCCGCCAGCAGCAGUUUAACAGCAAUAGGGCCAGCUAUCCGAGGGCCACCGCACGGCAGUACUACAUCCGCGAUCGUCAGGAGGACCUCAUGGCCAACCUGCUCAGCCUAAGGGACCUCUUGCUCAACCAGAACGUGCAAGUGUGAUGAAGCGUCGCUUCAACGCGCUCCUCCGGACCAUGGCACUUUGCCUUGAUUUCUUUUUUUUUGUGUGAAAAAAAUGUCGUUUUGUCUCUCGUACUAUACCUACUAUCAAAAUGGGGAAAGCUUCUCGUUUUUUAACUAUCUGUGUAAGUUGAACAAUUUUUUCCGUGUAAAUUCUUGUUGAAAUAUUUAUAUCCGUGUAGAAAACCGACUGAAAUUUGCCCUUUUUGAAAGCAGUGUGUAAAUAGGGGAAUCUGGGGGUGAACAGGAACCUUUGCGAACAGCCAGCAGAUGGCGGUUUCGUUGUAUUGCUAUUAUACCCGUUUGCUUGAUCAGCGACAGUUGCUGUUUAUGUCCGGGGUUUUGGGGUAACCAUGGUAGCCGUCGUAACGAUAAUUGUACUAUUUAUUUAUUAUUGAUUUGACACAUCACACGUGGUUUUGUGCAAGCCGAUUUUGUUGAUUGCGCGUUUUACGGCGGCUCUAGCCAUGGUUUCCUAGACAACGGCUAACGUGACUCAAAAAAAAACAAUAACCUUCGAAUGAACAGAGAUGAGACAGCCAUAACAAUGGAAAAAGGAAAGAAAUUAUUUAUAGUGUAAGUCGAGAAGGUAAUCACUAUUGCAAUCAGUUUGAUAGAAAGCUAGUGAUAGGAGGUAUAAGAAGAAGAAGGAAACUAGGAAGAUGAAGGAGGGAGCAGAUACACACGAUGAAGGGAGAUGAGAAAUGGAAACCAAAAGACUGAUUGUGUCCACAAAUUACAUUAAUUUGCAUGUGAGAGAGAUAGAGCGAGAGCGAUAGCGUGGAAGAAAGACAAAGUUUAAGGGAAAGAGCGAUUGAUAAAAAAAACACAAAGAAAAAGUAGGUCCAGAAUUUUACAAACAACAGCAAAAGUCUCCCGCAAUGUUUUAAUUCAUCUGAAUGCUGAAAACAAAAUGUCAAAUGUCGAAUAAAGGAGAUAAUAAAUUGUAUCAAAUACUGCUCAGAGAAAUGGAACGGCCAUAUGUAAAUCAUAAUAUAAUCAUCAAUCAACUGAAGUAAAUAAGAGAAAAGGCAAACGAAAACUUUCUGCUCAGCGAAGGUUUCAAAACACUCAAGCGGCAAUUGAAAAGACUAGAUGUAGAAACAAAAUCUGAUAAAAUGAACUGAUGAAUGUCGAAAAAGUGCGAUCCGCAGCUACGUCACGAUCGCACAACCAACAGAAGCUGAACAAAAGUACGGACAAAACUCCCAUAUGUCCGCCAAUCUGAGAUAUUGAACGGGGCAGACCUGUGCUUCUACACACCUUACUCGACAGAUACCCUCAGACUUUCUUAUUGUAGAUAUACUUCCUCAUCUUUCUAUCGUCUUUAGGCUAGCUUUGUAUGUGACUAAGCCCGGUGGGCCCCUCUUGCCCAUCGAUAAUAGCUCAAAUAUAUUUACAUACAUUUAUAUUUAUAACGCAAGUUCAAUAGCGAACUGUUGUAUCCUCCGCCUACACUUGAGAUGAAUCUGACCGCAAAGUUGGAAGAGUUCUAACCUCGUUUACGGUCGAGCUGAAAGCUGAAAGCACGCAGAACUCAGAAAUUGCCAGAAGCAAAGCAAAAGCCUUUUUUGCGCCGCUGUUGUACAUAGUUGAAUGAUUUUGGGCACAAAAAAGCAAGCUACAAUGAAUGUUUGAAAUUACUUCUACAAAUAGAAAACGCUUAUCUAUGUUACAUUUUUACACAUUUACGUCGAAAAGUUAGAGAUUUAGAUCCUAUAAAUAUGGGAAAAUUUUGAUCUGCCGGAGCGAGCAAAGAUAAAACAAAACAGAAAAGCAAUGAUUACGAAGGAUUGUGGUACAGUAAACUCUCCAUAAUAUCGAGUUAUGGAGAGCGGACUGUACGUUGUGUCAUUGUGUAGCAAUAGAAGAUACCUGUACUGCGCCCAUUAUGAUGGUAUACAACAUACACAUAGAGUCAAGCAUACAUGUAUCGCAUAUAUAUAUAUUUUUAGUCAUCUUUACUAUUACCGUUAAGAACCACAAGGAGAAGACCAGAUCGACAAGAAAACGGAGGAUUUGAUAUGAUAAUAGCCUUUAAUGAUUGUAUAACAUUAACAUAACUACUAUUAUCCAUUAGUUGGCUUGAUAUCUGGCUAUGUAAAUAGGCGAAGCUUUCGUGUGUGGAAGCAAGCACUCAGUGAAGAAAGUGAAAUCAUGAGUAAAAUAUUUUUAUAGUUAA